Stegodyphus dumicola is the source of this 4227-nucleotide messenger RNA. Its product is annotated as ectonucleotide pyrophosphatase/phosphodiesterase family member 3-like. Gene Ontology annotation, cellular component: sarcoplasmic reticulum; striated muscle dense body; I band. Lineage: Eukaryota; Metazoa; Arthropoda; Arachnida; Araneae; Eresidae. Gene Ontology annotation, molecular function: hydrolase activity; metal ion binding; nucleic acid binding. The record is from RefSeq and is a predicted model, not a curated record.
GCGGCACAAAGGAGCAGGUUGGGUAAAGCUGCUUUUUAAGUAUCACUUCAUAUUAUUAUGCAGUGUAAAAAUUUAAAUGAGAUUAAAAGGUUCUUUGAUCAUAUCUGUCAUCAGCUGUUAAAAAUAUAUAUAGAAUUCUUAGAGAAGUGAACAUGGCAAGCAAAUAUUUUGACGCAAAUUAUUUCGAACGGUAAACGGUAAAGUCGUUUAUGCUGUGUAAAGAUGGUUGUUGAUAUUUCGCGCCAUGCGAUCGAAUUUAAAUUCUAGUAACCAGUUAUGGAACUUAUGCAAAUGAGCAGUGAGCCCCGAUCUGAUUUUGCUCCCAGUAAUUCCCCUGCACCAUGGUUUAAAAAAAGGAUUACAGUUAUUCUUAUUGGAGCUGCACUGAUACUCGCCCUGGUUGCAUUUAUUGUAGCGGGCUACUUUACUGGCACAUCAGGAUAUCGGCAUACAGGUGAUACACUUGAAAGUGUUGAACUUGAGGCUCCAAAGAAAGUUCUUCCUAAUAUUAAAUGGGAAGGAGUAUGCCCACAGAAAACUUCAAAAUGCCCUGUAAGUUUUCGUGGAAUACCUCCAUUGCUGGUGAUUUCUCUUGAUGGAUUUCAUCCGGAUUACCUAAAGAGAGGUUUCACACCCACACUAAAAAAUAUCGCUCAGUGCGGUGUGAAGGCAGAUUUUAUGUAUCCCGUUUUUCCAUCUAAAACAUUUCCAAACCAUUACAGCCAAGUUACGGGUUUGAAUCCACCAUCUCAUGGAAUUAUUGAUAAUUCUAUGUAUGAUCCUUUUACGAGAAAAUUGUUUAAAGUUGGGAAGCCUGAAACGCUGGAAUCUUUCUGGUGGGAGAAGGAACCAAUAUGGAUAACUGCUGAGAAACAAGGUAAAAAAGCUGCUUGUUUUUUUUGGCCUGGCUCAGAUAUAAAAAUCAAUGGCAGCUUACCUUCUUACUUCAAAAAGUACAGUUCGAAAAUAACUUUUGAAGCUAGAGUUGAUCAAAUUUUGGAGUGGCUGGAUCUUUCACCAGAAUCUCGACCCAGUUUUCUUACUUUGUAUGUCAACCAACCUGAUAAUGCAGCUCAUUUUUAUGGUGUGAAUUCAAAACAGACAAAUGAUGCUUUAGCAAAAGUAGAUCAAAUGAUAAGACGGUUAUAUUCUGGAUUGCAACAAAGGAACCUUAUUAACUGUGUUAAUGUUGUAAUUAUUUCAGAUCAUGGUAUGUCUGAUAUUAGUUGCAAAAGAGUUGUUGAUAUUCAGGAUUACAUGAAUGUUUCUGAUCUUUAUGCAACUAUGGGUCCUUUUGGAAGACUAAGGCCAAAAGGAAGAAGAAAUACAACUGCAGUGAAUGAAGUGAUUUCUAAAUUGCGUUGCAGAAGUAACCACAUGAGAGUUUAUGCUAAAGAACAGUUACCAGUUAGAAUGCAUUAUGCUGACAAUACAAGAAUUGAGCCCAUAUUUUUAGAUAUAGAUGCUGGUUGGACAGUUGUUAGUAAAAAGGUGAAACCCGGUGAUGAAAUAUGUACUGGAGGAGCUCAUGGUUAUGACAAUUUUUUCCCAGACAUGCGAGCUUUUUUCGUGGCUAGUGGCCCAUCUUUCAAAACAAAUUUAACUAUUAGACCUUUUAUAAACACAGAGUUAUAUGAAUUAUUUACUGAAUUAAUUCAUGUGGUUCCUCAACCAAAUAAUGGUACCAGAGGGAGCUUACAUCACAUUUUAAAAUCUCCUCCUCCACUUCCUCCUCAAUUUGAACCUGAUGCACCAACAACUGGAGAUAUUCCAAAAGAUGAGAUGGAGUAUAAUUUCAGAAUUACUGCUUCUAAUUGUUCUUGUGCUCAGCCUCAUAAGCAAGUUGAAGUUAAAAACGUCAAUGAAAUCCAUCAUCUAUAUUUACCAUUUGGAGUUCCAUAUAGUUUUCAGGACAACAGUACUCUCCGUCUCUUAUACAAUAAAGAUUAUAUCACUGCAUUUGACUUGAAAUUUCGCUUACCUAUGUGGACAGCAUUUACUUUAAGUGGACAGAAAAAUAUCAGCAAGUUUGAAGAUGUUUGCUGGAUGGGUGAUGCCCGAAUUCCCAUUAAUGAUGUGCCACAAUGCGGAGAAUAUAAUACAUCUUUUGUUAAGAACCAAUAUAUUCUUCAAAGACCUUUAUACCCUCCUGAAUUUUCUAAUGCCAGUGUGAGAGAUGAAGCAACUUUUGUAACAAAUUCAGUUCCAAAAUCUAUGAAUCACUCAAAAAUAUUAGAAAAGAAAUUAAAUCAAAUUCUUAGCCAGUGGGCACGAGAACAAGGUCAGCUGAAUGUCAUCAUGGGCCCUGCAUUUGAUCUUCAUGCUACUGGCAUGAGACCUGCUGUAGGAAAUAUAAGGAAGUAUGGAAAGCUUGGGCCAAUUAUUGUACCAACUCAUAUAUUUGUUGUAGCAACAUGGUGCUCCACAAAAGCAAUACCUUUAAAAGACUGCAGUCCAUCAAAGUUAGAAGCUCAUGGUUUCCUUUUACCAAAUUAUCCAUACACGCAAAACUGUGAAUCUGCAGCAAGUGUGAUUGGAAAAAAUGUUGCCCGUGUCGUUGAUGUUGAGAAUUUGACUGGACUUUCUUUCUACACUGGGCUACCAAUAUAUGAUGCAAUACGCCUUCGAACCAUGAUGCCUGAAAGAUCUAUUUCUUAAACUCUUGACCCUCAGUGAGGAGUUUUAAGCAUAUCAGUGGAAGUGGCUUUACACAGAAAAUGCAAUUAAAUCACAAUAUAAAUCUUUCAAUUUAUAUCGUUUAAAAAUUCUAAAAGUAAUAUAGCAUAACACAGCAUUUAUAUGUUUGCUAUAAAUAAUAAUGUGUCACUGAGAAUUAUUAUACUUCUUUUUACUCAAAGCGGGGGGAAAAAGAGGUGUAUGAUUAUGUAUAUUUAUUUGUCAUGCUAUGCAGUUUAGAAAUUAAUUUUAAAUCUGUACUUAUCUUUUCUGGCACAUUUUAAAAGUAUUAUUUUAUCAUAAUUUUUUAUUUUCAAGAUAUGUUUAACAAUUUUAAUCUGAUUAAUUAUUUGGUGUGAAUAUUAGCAAGUUAUCUUUGCUUCUAAAUUUGAAUUAUUCAAAGUUAUAACAACAAUCCUUUAUUUUGAAAUAAAUGAAAAAUACUUAAUCUAUCAAAAAAUGAUUUUAUCAGAUGUGCCUUGAGAAUAAUAUUUUUUGUUAGUUGAUAAAUUUGAAAUUAUUGAAAAAUAUUUUCUGCAACUAUUUUUUAGAAUACUUUAUUCUAUGAAAGCGAUUAUGUAGUUAACAUCUUUUAUAAAUGCAAUCAAUAUUCAAUUUAAGUAUCUAUGAUAAUUUUCAUUUCAUUUGCCUGUAUAAUACAAGGUUAAGUUAAAAAUCUGUGCGAUACUAUAUAUAUAGUAUGCUGUUUGUAAUGAAUAACUGAAGCAGUUUAUAAAUGAAAUUAAAAUAUCAUUUCAUUUGCUAUGCAUUUUUAUUUAAAAAUCUAUUAUUAAAAUUAACUGAUCUAUUUAUGUAACCUGUAGAGAUAUAACCCCUAUUUUGAUAUGCUAAAGAAAACCCUUCCCAAGAUAAGUAGUUUUCUAUAUAAAUUCUUAGAUUUUAAGCUUGUAUUGUUCAAUUUUUUUAUAUAAAAGACACGAGGAACAGAAUAAAAGUGCUUGCAUCAAUUGAAUUUUUAAUUCUUUUAUUUCACGUUCUGCAUAGUUAUUAUAUUAUUAUUAUUAGUUCUGCAUUAAAUUGGUGAUUUUUAUGUUGUAAGAUUUACAAAAGUACCCAUUUGAAUGAAUAAUUUUUAUCUCAUGGACUUUUUAAUGUGAAAAAUGUGAUAAUGUGGUAUUAUAAUGCAUUGAUAAAUGUGAUAGUUUAGUAUUAUAAAUAGCAUUAUAUAAUGUGAGUAAAUUUUAACAUUAUUUUGAUAUAUGUACAUAUAUGUAAUUUUGUAAACAAUGCAUUAUUAUAAUAAUAAUUUCAAUAAUAAUGAACACUUAAAAAAUGUGCAGGGAAUAGACAUGGUUUUAUAUAAAAUAUAUUUUUAUUUCAAUUAUUAUUUUAUUGUGUUAUAUUCAAAGAGAUUUUUUACAUGAUUUAAUUAUUUUCUGGUUAUUUAUUACUUGAAAAGUAUUAAUGGAUGAUUUUUAAACUUUUAUCUAAAGUUUUAAAAACUUAAGAAGUCUUUUUCUCUUACAGUUUAAACUCUUUGUAACAUCUGUAAAUUAAAGAUGAGCAAUAAAAUUAAAUCUUGCAUGCUGU